UCAUCUUUUGUAGAUGAAUUGGCUAUUAUCUUGGAAUCGCUCUGUAGGCGGAUGCCGCGACUUGAGACAGAACAUCUUAAUCUGGAUGACAAACUUGACAUAAGCAACUCCAGCACUAAGGCUCAAGAAAAAUUACAGAAUAUUCUUUUAACGAUAAAGAUUUACGAAGCUCUCAUAUCCUUUAGAAUCGGCGCCUGGUCCGUAAACUGUACAGAUACCGCGCAAAAUGUUAAAAAUUUAUUCAAAGGAUACAUGAGAUUUGUUGAAUUUACUAAGCACAUACCAAAGGCUAAGAAGGGAGAAGGGAAAAAUAAAAAGACACAGAACGAUCCAAAUAAUACGACUAUAAAGAAAGCUGGCCGGUCGGGCAGUAUAAAAUUACAGCCCAGCAUCAUGGACUUGUCUACAGUGCACAAAAGUUUGUCGCUCUUCUACUUGAAAUCCGUUCCCUGGGCAACUGCGGAUCAAGCAGCCAUACUGAGAGAUUACAACGAUUUUUAUCAUUAUGUCCUGCGAACACUGUUGCAAAUUUUGCAUAGUGUUAAGUCGUUAACGGAAUACAAUUUACGGAAGCAUAAGGAACAAUAUAUGAAGACCUAUUUCGAAAUUGGAAAAAUGUUGUAUGAUUACAUUAUACUAGAUUUAAACAAAGUUCUCGAAACGGACGAACCGGGCACUAUAUUAGCAUUGGAAUGUUUCAAAGAGUUAUGUUGCUUAAUCUGCACCAUCUUCUCUUCCGAAUUGCCGCAUUUCCUCGACAUUGUUGUUCCUAAUAAGUCAACCCAAGCGGAAAAUCUUAACGCACAAUUGGAGAACAUGACUGCUGCUUUACGUGCGAGCUUCAGGACAUUCUUUAGCGAGAAAGAGGAACAUGAGGAGAAUUCCAAACAGAUACUUAGCAUAUUAUUGGAUAUUAUAUAUCAACUGACGCGGGAGAUCAAUUUUUAUGAAACAAAUGGCACUGAAGUAUUUGAUUCGAUGAUGAAAUUCACACAACUGGAAAAUAUGAAUCCUCAAGCUUCUUUGACUAUUUUCCAAAUUCUGUUAUGGAUAGAAGAGCGCAACAAGGAACAUGGGGAGUUAUUAAUCGAUAUCGCUUAUGCGUUGUGCGACAAAAUGGGUAGCAUCGACAAGGCUGACGUAUCGGAAAAUAAUAAAUAUAAAAUUAUCCACGAAGAUACAGCGGACAAACUUUACAAUUUGAUAAAUAGCUCGGUAAAGGAAAAAUUGGACAAUGUAUCUUGGUUGUUGGUGCGCCUUAAGGCCGAGCAAAAUGUCGUUUGCUCACCUGGCACGGAUCUCGAAGAACAUCAAGAAAAACUGAGAACGCAAGAACGGAGCUUAUGCAGACAGCUGUCGCACAUUAUACAGAUACUUUGUACAUUAGCUAACGUCGCUAUUAAACCGGGACCAUCCACGGACAUCAUGUUUAAAAAUUUACAAGUCUUGUACAACUUGCUUAGCAAUCUUACAAAAUAUUUCCAUGGAAAAUCCAGUAAACAAAAUGCAGCGUUUCAAUCAGUGAAAUUUAUUCAAGUGAUUCAGUCAGCUGGGAAACCAUUAAAAUCUGCGUUUUAUAAUUUAAUAACGCAUACUGAGGAAAAUCAAAAUGUAUCAAAGAAGGCUCAUUCAAACACGCAAAAGAACAAGAUUUUGAAGGAGACCAAAAUUAUACCCCGCGUGGUAUUUGAAAUCGAACAAUUUCACAACGAGAUUUUAUCACUCGAUAAAAAAACCGGCGUUCCACUUGAAACUUACAUAAAGCACAGCAUAACGCGAGAUUUCCGUAUAAAAAACACGCAAUUGACGGAAGCACUGCAGAAGAUGGAUAUAAGCACGCUAGAUACACAGAACUCUCGUCGCAGCAACGACGCAUCUAAUUCAGAUAUAAAUGUGUCUGUCGAAUCGUCUACAGAAACAUCAUCUUCAAAACGACCUAGGAAAAGCGACACGUCCUUAAAAUCGCCUACAAUAUCCCCGCCUUCAAAACGUUCUAGAAGAUCGUCAGAAUCUUAAAACCACAAGUGCCUUAUCUGAGAUGCCUCGUACAUCUUUGACCCUCAUUUUGAUACAAAGUUUAAUUUUACAUUCUACAUUAAUAAUAAGUAAUAAUUAUUUUUUUUUUUUUUAUAAAAGUCUAGUUACAUCAUGGGUCAUAUAUAAAGAAGAACACGUUUAUGAAGUAUAAAUAUUCUAUUACAAUGUUGAAUUAAAGUAUAAUAAACUAAAAUACAAUAACUUGCGUCAUCUCAUCAAUUAUAGGAUUAGUAAUCCUCUAGUUUAUAUAUUUUCAUUUUAUUUGUGAUCCCAUUCUACUUAACAUUCUUGACUCAGUGAACUAUAUGAUUGUACUUUUUACUGUCCGCAUACUUUGACUGCCAAGCUGCUUUCGGCACACAUUAAAUUAAUAAAUCUAAUAUAUUGUUUUAAUAUUUUACUGCUUUUCUUAAUGUCUUAAUAAAAUUCACAUUAUUUUUUAAAUGUCGAAUAUUUAUCGUACAGUUUUUCUUAAUCGGGUAAAAAUGAGACCGUUACUCACAAAUGGAUGGUCUUUGCGGAAAUUAUUACGCGCGCGUCACUUACAAUUUAGAUAUGGGUAACAUGGCACUCUCUUAAAGUGUUAUAAGCGGCGUCUAUACAAUGAGAAUUUAAGGCGCAAGAUUUAAGCUUUAAUUUGUGACGUCACUUCCGUUCUUAAGGCUUUCAAGUCCUUACUUUAGCUCUAAUCUCAAAUUCUCAAACAAUAAGGCGAAAUUUUAUUUUUGAACGGUUAAAAACUUACUGCUUACA
This is a messenger RNA of Temnothorax curvispinosus, 2790 nucleotides long. RefSeq names its product Fanconi anemia group I protein (gene FANCI). Gene Ontology annotation, biological process: DNA repair. Lineage: Eukaryota; Metazoa; Arthropoda; Insecta; Hymenoptera; Formicidae. The transcript is spliced from 12 exons. Gene Ontology annotation, molecular function: DNA polymerase binding. The record is from RefSeq and is a predicted model, not a curated record. The annotation marks the transcript as partial.